Anguilla rostrata (American eel) is the source of this 4527-nucleotide messenger RNA. RefSeq names its product thyrotropin receptor-like. The record is from RefSeq and is a predicted model, not a curated record. NCBI's taxonomy places the organism in Eukaryota, Metazoa, Chordata, Actinopteri, Anguilliformes, Anguillidae. Gene Ontology annotation, cellular component: plasma membrane. Gene Ontology annotation, biological process: adenylate cyclase-activating G protein-coupled receptor signaling pathway; hormone-mediated signaling pathway; activation of adenylate cyclase activity. Bases 421 to 2508 code for a protein of 695 amino acids. The transcript is spliced from 13 exons. Gene Ontology annotation, molecular function: G protein-coupled peptide receptor activity; thyroid-stimulating hormone receptor activity.
GACGAUUACAAAGUCGCUUCUUGUUGGGGGAUGUGUGGCUCAGGCACGAAACAUACCUUAAGUAAGGUCGACAAACCGCCUGGAAUCCGCUGGAUGCUGGAUUUAACCAAGAGCUAUUGGCAGAUUCCCUUCUCUCCAGAGUCUAAGGAAAAGUCGGCUUUCUCCACUCUGUAAAGGUUGUACCAAUUUGUCACCCUUCCUUCGGGGCCCCGAUACUUUCCAAUGUCUCAUGGACCGGGUUCUGCGGCCCCCACUCUGCAUAUGCUGUGGUCCACUUAGAUGAGAUCCGGUCCAGUGGAUGGAGCGGUGCCAGCAGGCAGUUGAGAGGCCAAUAUAUUGGGGGAUUCAGACUCAUGUCCUGCUGUUUGUGAGUGCUCUGAGUGGAAGACCUACACAAUUUCAUGCUUUUAUAUUGAUGCAAUGCCUACAUUUCCUGCAAGCACAGAAAUGCUAUGGCUACUGGAGACACGUCUGGCUACAGUUCCACGUGAUGCCUUUAUGAACAUGGUCAACAUUUCAGAGAUAUACAUAUAUGGGGAUGUGAUAUUGAAAAGGCUGGAGAAGCACUCAUUUUACAACUUAAUGAAAGUCACCCACAUAGAAGUACGGAAUACCAGGAGUUUGGCUUACAUUGACUCAGAGGCAUUUAAGGAUCUACCAAAUCUGAAGUACUUGGGGAUUUUCAAUACCGGACUUUCAGUAUUCCCUGACCUGACCAAGAUCAACUCUGAUGAUAUGAACUUCAUACUUGAAAUUGCUGAUCACCCCUACAUCACAACAAUACCAGCCAACUCCUUCCAUGGCCUUACCAACAAUGUCCUGACUGUGAUGUUGUACAGCAAUGGUUUUACUGAAAUCAAGCCGUAUGCCUUCAAUGGGACGAAACUGAAAGCUGUCUACCUCCACAGAAAUGAGCUCUUGAACAGAAUUGAUGAGAUGGGGUUUGCCGGCGUAAUGAAUGGACCAUUGCUUCUCGAUGUUUCCCAUUCACACGUGACCUCUUUACCAACAAUUGGUCUGGAGUCCCUCCAGGAACUCAUGGCAAGAAACACAUGGACCCUGAAGAAACUACCGCCAGUAAUGACCUUUCAACAUCUAUUGAAAGUAGAUGUCACCUACCCAAGUCAUUGCUGUGGAUUUAAGGACUUAAAGAAAAAGAAAGGAUAUUUUGAAUAUGCCAUUUGCAACCUAACCAGCUCCAACCAAUAUCAGAAGGACUCAGUGAGUGAUUAUAAAGUUAUCUCCCAAAACUACAGAGAGAGCGAUGCUGAAAAUAUGAAGAAUGUAUUCAAGGAGGACUAUGAUUUCCAUGGCGACCUGCAUUACCAAAGUUGGGUAAAAAACCUGGGUUUUGGGGAUACCCUGCAGGCCAUGCAAGAAGACCCCAGCCAGUACUUUGACAGCAUCUAUGACUACACAAUGUGUGAGGAGACCAAAUAUGUUACCUGCUCUCCUGUCCCAGAUGCAUUCAACCCCUGUGAGGACAUCACAGGCUACAGCUUCCUGCGUGUAUCUGUUUGGUUCAUAAGCCUAGUGACCAUCCUGGGGAACCUGUUCGUCUUGCUCAUCCUGUUCACCAGCCACUAUAAGUUAUCUGUCUCACGCUUCUUAAUGUGUAAUUUGGCCUUUGCAGACCUGUGCAUGGGGAUAUAUCUCAUUAUUAUCGCUUCAGUUGACCUCUAUACAAGGUCUGAGUACUAUAACUAUGCCAUAGACUGGCAGAUGAGCCCAGGUUGCAGCUUAGCUGGCUUCUUGACAGUCUUUGCUAGUGAGUUGUCUGUGUACACACUGACUGUCAUAACAGUGGAGCGCUGGUAUACCAUCACUUUUGCAAUGCGUUUGGACUGCAGGCUACGACUCCUCCAUGUUUCCUUUGUUAUGUUGGGAGGCUGGAUCUUUUGCUUCCUGCUGGCCCUGCUACCCUUGGUGGGCAUCAGCAGCUACCAGAAGGUCAGCAUCUGCCUGCCCAUGGACACCAACUCUACAUUAGCCAAGGUCUACAUUGUUUCCAUCCUGUCCCUCAACAUUUUUGCGUUUAUGGUCAUUUGCACAUGCUACAUCAGGAUCUACUGCAUGGUGCAGAACCCUCACUGCAGCUACAGAAGCGAUGAUACCGUUAUUGCCAAACGUAUGGCCAUCCUUAUCUUCACAGAUUUCCUCUGCAUGGCACCCAUCUCCUUCUUUGUAUUGUCAGCUGUGCUUUACAAGCCCCUCAUCACGGUCUCCAACUCCAAGAUUCUACUGGUCCUCCUUUAUCCUCUCAAUUCCUGUGCCAACCCUUUCCUCUACGCAAUCUUUACCAAGGCCUUCCAUGGCGAUGUCAUCAUCCUGCUCAGCAAGUUUGGAUUCUGCAAGCAACAAGCUCAGUACUUCCGUGGCCAGUAUGUGUCUGCUAAGAGCAGCAGUGACUGCCAUGUGAAGCAGCAGAGGAAGAACACAAAACAGGUGUUCAUCUACCUGCAGGAUCGCUCCACCUUUACAUCACAAAGCAACAGUAAGAUGUGUUGAUGGUCCCCACUUUUUUGUUUUAAGUUUUAUUAAAUGCUUUAUCACUUGCAUUGUCUAAUAUGUCCCAAUUAAGCUGGUAAAAAUACAAAAUCUGUAAAACAUAAUGAAACAUUUGUUCCAAGAAAAAGUCACCGGACAAAGCAAUCCAGUUCAAUUUGUCUCCAGAUCUGCUGUAGUUCGAGAUUUCAGUUAAUGCAGCCAAUCAUCUACUAUAGUACCCUCCAAAAGUAUGGGAAUGUUAGAGAGAAAUUAGCUUUUGUUAUGUACUAAAGGCAUUUGGAUUGUAGUUCAAAAGAUGAAAAUGUGACGGAAGUACCUACAAUCACCUUUUAUUUCAUGGCAUUUACAUGCAUAUGUUUUAUUACCAUUUUACACAAACCGCUAUUUUUGUGUGUCCCCCCCAUUUUCAGCUGUGAAAAGUAAGUUAACAGAUGACCGACAGGUGUUAACUGUUGCUCAGGUGUUUGAUUUGGCAUGGAAUGUUCACACAUGAAAGAACAGCGAGUGUCUAGUAUUUAGGCUUUGUGUACUUCUUUGGAGAUUGCAUUUCGAGCCAGAAGGCAUACACCAACAUGAAGACUAACUAUGUCUGAAAAACAACUAAUCUGUAAGCUGAGAGGACAGAAACAUUAAUUUAGAAGGCUAUUCGAGUCUUGAUUUUAGGAUUUGUGUACUUCUGUGGAGUUUAUGUUUCGAGCCAGAAGGCAUACACCAACAUGAGGACUAACUAUGUCUGAAAAACAACGAAUCUGUAAGUUGAGAGGACAGAAGCAUUCGUUUAGAAGGACAGCACCGGAGCUGGGUAUAUCAGGUACAGCAGUUUGGAAAGUCUUGAAAAAGAAUGUUGAGAGACGCAGAAUCAGAGUGGUUGCAGGCACUGCAGCAAGAACUGAGCUCUGCUUUUUUGUGUGGUGGUCAGUACUGUACAUGUCAAAGGUAUGAAUAUUGUCUGUCCUCAUACAGUAAAAACAUGUAACAUCUACCCAAAAUUGCCUGUUGCACUCAUUUGAUAUGUUUUCAUGAAAAUGUUUAAAAAAAAAUCAACAUCUUUGGUAAACCUUGUGGAAUUAUUCAAAAUGGCCAAAAAUACAAUAAUUAUUGGCCGUUAAUAGCGCAGUCCAUCAACAGAUAGUGGGACAGUUAAUAGCAGAGUCCAUCCACCUUCGCAAAGGCGGUCAUGGAGUUUGUUUGACAGAAGGAAGCUAAUCAGUAAGUUUGUGCCAGUCUUCAUAUGCAUAUAUGUGUGUCUUUGUACAUUAAGUGCUUGGAGAAUCUUGUACUUCAGUUGUCUUUCUUCAGCUAGUCCAGUGUAUUGUUUCAACUUCACAAUUUUAGCAGAACACAUAUCAGUCUUUAAUGGCACUGUUUUGUAAUAUGUUGUAUAUGAAUUUCCAUUUAUUGUAAAACAGUCACACAAAUUAAGAAUUUGAUGUGGAUGACUGAUGUGCUUUUUGAAAUCUUUGACAUUUAUUCAUGAAAUACUGAAGCGGUAAGCAUUCUGUUAAACUACAGUGCAUGUCCGAGAUGAAUGAAUAAGUACUAUAAGAUUUCACUAACAUCUUAUGAAAUGAUGCUAGUGUUUUGCGUUAACAUGAAAUUUGGCGGGGGGUGGGGGGAGGGGGGGGUUUGGGGAAGAGAUAUUUAAUGCUGCUAUCAAUCAUUGCUUUAUUGUUAUUAAGUCAAAAAACCUAUUUUCUGUUGGAUGUUAAUAUUUUGAUUUGUAAGACUGGCAAAAUGACUUGGAAAUCUAAAUGUGAAUGUAUAUUUUUGAUAUGAAAACUAAACAUAAAAUUGCCUUUAAAAUUUUUAUUAUUAAUGUCAAGAUAAACUAAUCUCUAAAACCAUAUUAUUUAAAAUAUAUUACAAUACAUCUGUUCAUGUUUGAGUGUCUGUAUUUAAGCCCUGAAAUUUUACUUUACUGACUUUGGAAAAUAAUAUUUAAUGUGAAUUUCCAUCCAUUGGAUAGAAAAUGGAAUAAAUUGUAUGGCUGUAUGUACCAGUGUUUAUUUACAUUAAACU